This is a messenger RNA of Theobroma umbraticum, 861 nucleotides long. The record is from RefSeq and is a predicted model, not a curated record. Lineage: Eukaryota; Viridiplantae; Streptophyta; Magnoliopsida; Malvales; Malvaceae.
AUGGACCCCAGGCUUCUUGAAACAAUUGCAGGAAAUGAUGCUUUGGCUUUAACCAGUUUGGUUCGGGAGAAUGAAGGCAUUCUUGAACAAAGAACUGCCAACUCACUGAACACAGCUUUACACCUUGCUUUGAGGUUUGGAAGCAACAAUUUGGUGAUGGAAAUCAUUAAGUUACAACCAAAUUUGGUGGCAACGGAGAACAGGAAGCUAGAAACUCCCCCGCAUGAAGCUUGUCGUGCGGGAAAUGCUGAGGCAGUGAUGCUGCUGUUAGAGAGCAACCCGUGGGUAGCAUGCAAUUUGAACUGUGAAAAUCAAAGUCCAUUAUUCAUUGCUUGCAGCAAUGGGCGUCUCAAUGUGAUAAAGCUGCUUUUGAAUCAACGCUGGUUGCAAGGACUAGAAGAUGAUGCUGAUCAAACUUCUGCUCAUGAGGCUGCAUCAAAAGGAAAUGGACGUUCACCUCUGCACUAUGCUUGCAGUAAAGGGCACUUGGAUAUAACCAAAAUGCUUCUAAAGCCUGAUCUGGAUCUUGUUCAGCUCGAUAGCAAUGGUUAUACGCCAUUGCACUUGGCAGCUAUGAACGAUGAUGUUGGAAUUCUUAGAGCAUUGGUGUCAAUUGCCCCCACAUCUGUUCACUGUCUCACAGAAGAUGGAGAAACUGUGUUUCAUCUUACUGUAAAGUUCAAUCGAUAUAAUGCCUUUGUAUUCUUGGCAGUGGUUUUCAGUGAGACCAAUCUCUUCAACCGACCAGACUCGCAUGGGAACACAAUCUUGCAUGUAGCUAUCUCCCAAGGACAUUAUCACCUGGCAGACUACAUCAUGAAUAUAGCAAGACUGGAUCAGCAGCUGUCCCCGAUGCUCUAA